AUGAUGGAAGCUAGGAAGAUCAAGUACGAUGUCAUCGGACUGACAGAGACGAAAAAGCAUCACCCGCUGCACGCUGUAUUUGAGAUUGGAGAAGAACUGUUUCUGGGAACAUGCGACACCAGAGGUGUCGGCGGCGUAAGUGUCCUCGUAUAUAUGCACUUGGUCAUGAACAUCGAUUUGUACGAAAGCUUGACAACCCGAAUAGGACGUUUGCGAUCGAAGAGAUGUGGCUCAAUCCCAGCUCGAACCACCUUCGUUGCCUACGCACCCACAUCAAGCCCUGAAGAAGAGGAGUUGGAAGCGUUCUAUAUGGAUCUGGAGAGGCUUUACAGAGAAGGCCAUACAUUCUUCAAGGCCAUCGUCAGUGAUUUCAACGCCAAACUUGCCCCAGAAAAACGGCUGAAGAGCUCGACGUCGGGGCUCAAGGAAUGGGAUGGAAUGAGCAGGGCGAAAGACUGUCCGAGUUUAUCAUGUCGGCCCACACCAUCCAUGGUAACUCGCAAUUCCAGAAGUCCUCUCAUUUGCGAUGGAAAUGAGUGA
This is a messenger RNA of Haemonchus placei, 540 nucleotides long. The record is from the annotation of a GenBank genome assembly. Lineage: Eukaryota; Metazoa; Nematoda; Chromadorea; Rhabditida; Trichostrongylidae.